UUUAUUGAACAGAUUUUGGGACAUGGCGUUGAGACGAGGGAGUGGUUGGGAUGAAGCUGGAUGUGGCUUACUUAUGGCCUUUGUGAUCGCCUCUCGUAAGCCUUCAAUACCAAGCCAAGCCAUGGCUGGUACCGGGACUGUCGCUACACGCCCUCGCGCUCAGCUGCCAUGUUUAUUCUCGGUUCUCUUCUUGCUACGCUUUCAUUCUGAAAUGACAAAGAAUCUUUCUCUGGUUGCUUUACACGUCGGGAGCAGGGUUCAGGAUAGCCCACUAGCCUUUCUCUUACGCGACGUCGGUGCCAAAGACUCAUCUGUAUACCCACCACUUCUCAGAGUAUAUUAUGCUGUUGUGAAAUUGACCUGA
Acaulospora colombiana is the source of this 364-nucleotide messenger RNA. The record is from the annotation of a GenBank genome assembly. NCBI's taxonomy places the organism in Eukaryota, Fungi, Glomeromycota, Glomeromycetes, Diversisporales, Acaulosporaceae.